AAGAAAAAAUACGACAACAAAUUAAAAUAAAAUUACAUUCAUUGUCAAUUUGACAGUUGUAACGUAUACAAGUUUCUUGCAUAUUUCUGUACUUUUUUACGUAAAAAAACACGCCGUUAAACGCAUAACGCAUUAUAAAUCGUCAAAUUCAUUAGGGGUUCCUACAGAUUUUGUUUAGCCAGGUUGAUGAUCAACUAAACCAUCAAAUGGAAUCUAAAACAAGAUGUUAUUCUUGUAGACUGGCUGUACACGAUUCCGGAAGAGUGAGGUGGUGCAUCGGAAACGAAAAAUCGUGGAGAUCAAAGCUUAAACUUUUGGUAUUCCUGCCUAUCGUUUUGCUAGCUGUGACCAUUUUGGUUCUGGUAAUAAAUCAUCUUAUCUUCAAAUUCUCAACACCAGCAAAAAACAAUCAUAAUUACAAUUUAACAGAUAUUUCUUCGUUCCAUUAUGACCCAGCUAAGACUUUUACAACCACUCAAACUAGUCGAUACAAAAGAAACAUUGAAAUGCCAACAAACUCUCACAAAGUUCAAUCAUUUCUUUACAAUACACAUCAAAAUUUCUAUCUUGUCAAUGUGGAUAAUCAACAUCAAGAACAAAAUCAGAAGAGUCACCAUCAAAAUUUUUGGACAACUAAGAUAACUAAAGAUAAAAUACGAACAGCUCAAGCAAAUUUAAUGAAGCGUUUCAUGGAUGAAAAGGAAGACCCUUGUACCGAUUUUUAUCAAUACGCAUGUGGAAAUUGGGCGAAAUACAACCCUAUACCGGCCGAUAGAACAGUGUUUGAUACCUUUGAAAUGCUACGCGAAAAUUUGGACUCGGUUUUAAAGGAACUGUUAGAGGAAGAAGACGGAGAUGACGACUCUGAUUUGAAAAAAACAAAAAUUUGGAAUGCAAGUAACAAUAACGUGACAUCUAAAAGGUUAUCAUAUCUACCUCUCGAUAUUCCUUCCAUUUUAUCAAACGAAAAUAUUAUCGCUAAUAUGACACCCUUCCGUGUUAAUGACGCUGUAACCAAAGCAAAAUAUCUCUAUAAAUCUUGCAUGAAUUUAGAUUUGCUAGAGAAACGAGGGAGCCGUCCGUUACACGAACUCCUCAAACGCUUAGGGAGUUGGCCCAUGAUUGACUCCAACUGGGACGAAACCCACUUCGAUUGGAUAUGGCUAGUAGGACAACUAAGGCUUUACAACAACGAUAUUCUUAUAUCCGAAUGGGUUGGACCUGAUAUAAAGAACUCUAACGAGUUUGUUUUGCAAAUCGACCAAACUACUUUGGGACUUCCAACAAGGGAUUAUUUCUUAGACCCGAUUAACUUCAAGUACGUAAGUGCUUACAAAAAUUACAUGAUAUCUAUAGCAACACUUCUCGGAGCACCGAUAGCAAAGGCAACUGAAGAUGCUGAGGAUAUAAUCGAUUUUGAAACAAAAUUGGCGCAGAUUAUAGCACCACCAGAUUUUCGAAAAAAUGUUACUGAAAUUUAUAAAAGACUCACAAUUGGGGAGUUACACGCUUACAUACCGCAAAUAAACUGGAUGAAAUACUUUAAAAUAGUAUCUGGGGGUCACAUAGAACCUACUCAGCCGUUGGUCUGUUAUUCUAUUAAAUAUUUACAGAAUUUGGUGAUACUAUUAAGCAAAACGCCAAGAAGAACUGUUUCCAAUUAUAUCAUUUGGAGAUUCGUUAGACACAGGGUAAACAAUUUGGGAAGGGGCUUUCAAGAAGCGAAACAACGGUUCUACUUUAUAUUAUUUGGCCGUGAAAGGGCUCCAUCAAGAUGGCAGACUUGUGUUACCCAAGUCAAUUCCAAUAUGGGAAUGGCCCUCGGAAACAUGUUCGUUAGAAGAUAUUUUGAUGAAAACAGCAAAAAUGACACUUUACAAAUGACCAAAGAAAUUCAAGAUGCUUUUCGCGAAAUUUUGGCUGAUACGUUAUGGCUCGAUUCGGACACAAAGAAGUUAGCCAAAUAUAAAAUAGACGCAAUGAGACUAAAAAUUGGAUAUCCAGACUUCAUUUUAGACAGAAAUCAAUUAGCAGAACGUUAUAUGGAUGUUAAAGUUCACCCUGAUCUUUAUUUCGAAAACACCUUAAGUAUCUUGAGGCAUUUAACUCGAGUGGAGCAAAAAAGGCUUGGAACUGUUGUAAAUAAAAAUUUAUGGAACACAGCACCUGCUGUGGUCAACGCAUAUUACAGCAGAAAUAAAAAUCAAAUUAUGUUUCCUGCAGGAAUUUUGCAACCCCCUUUUUACCAAAAGUACUUCCCUCGUUCUCUUAAUUACGGAGGAAUUGGGGUAGUCAUUGGACACGAAAUAACUCAUGGGUUUGACGAUAAAGGUAGACUCUUUGAUAAGGAAGGAAAUUUGCAAAAGUGGUGGUCGGAAUCCGCAAUAAUUAGUUUCCACCUUAGAACGCAAUGUUUAAUUGACCAAUACAAUAAUUUCAUAAUCCCAGAAGUGAAUUUACCUGUUGAUGGUACAAAUACACAAGGCGAAAAUAUCGCUGAUAAUGGAGGAAUUAAGCAGUCUUAUAAGGCAUACGAAGCAUGGUUGGCCAAGCAUCCAGACGCGAACGAAACACUUCCGGGAAUUAAUUUGAAUGGAAAGCAACUGUUUUUCCUUAAUUUCGCACAGGUUUGGUGUGGAUCUACACGACCAGAAGCAGCCAGAAAUAAGCUUAAAACAGCAGUGCAUUCCCCUGGGAGAUAUCGAGUAAUUGGAACUCUCAGUAAUUUCCAGGAGUUUUCUGAUGCAUAUCACUGUCCUACAGGAUCUCGUAUGAACCCUCCUAUUAAAUGCAGCAUUUGGUAAAUGUAAACAUUUGUUUAAUAAAAAUUUUUGUUUUAA
Molecule: messenger RNA, 2840 nt
Organism: Agrilus planipennis (emerald ash borer)
Lineage: Eukaryota; Metazoa; Arthropoda; Insecta; Coleoptera; Buprestidae
Product: neprilysin-4
Exons: 19
Coding region: 207-2804 (865 amino acids)
Biological process (GO): protein processing
Cellular component (GO): plasma membrane
Molecular function (GO): metalloendopeptidase activity
Source: RefSeq, a predicted model, not a curated record